Molecule: messenger RNA, 1114 nt
Organism: Vanrija pseudolonga
Lineage: Eukaryota; Fungi; Basidiomycota; Tremellomycetes; Trichosporonales; Trichosporonaceae
Product: SH3 domain-containing protein
Exons: 7
Coding region: 91-990 (299 amino acids)
Biological process (GO): actin filament bundle assembly; regulation of ruffle assembly; actin cortical patch localization
Cellular component (GO): actin cortical patch; ruffle membrane
Molecular function (GO): actin filament binding; phosphatidylinositol binding
Source: RefSeq, a predicted model, not a curated record
CCGUCAUUCGUUUCCUUUUGCCACCUCGACGACGACGAGUAACGCAACUCGCAUUCGCUCUACUCUACUUCCCACAACAACCAAUCCACAAUGUCGGGCGGCUUUGGCAACUUUCUGAACAAGGUCAAGACGGGCGCGCAGAGCGCCGGCGCGCAAGCCGCCGCAUUUGCCCAGGAGGGCACGGCGCGCGCCCAGUCCGGCUCGUCCAACAUCAUGCAGGGCUUCUCGCUCCCCGGCGAGUCGCAGAAGGCGGCCAAGAUCCUCAAGAGCUUCCUGGCCGACCCGUCGCACCCCGAGUCGGCGCUCAACUCGAUCCCGAAGCAGGUCCUCCUCGGUUGCAAGGGCCUCGCCGUCUUCACGAUCCUCAAGGCCGGCUUCGUGUUCUCCGGCAAGGCGGGCUCUGGCCUCGUCGUUGCGCGUCUGCCUGACGGCAGCUGGAGCGCGCCGAGCUGUAUCGCCACUGCUGGCGUCGGAUGGGGCCUCCAAAUCGGCGCAGACCUCACCGAAGUGGUGAUGGUUCUCAACACGGACGAGGCGGUCAAGGCGUUCUCGCGCGGCGGCAACGUCACGAUUGGUGGCAGUGUGUCUGCUGCCGCCGGCCCAAUCGGCACCGGUGGCCAGCUUGCCGCGUCGAUUGUCAACCCCUCGCCUAUCUUCAGCUACUCGAGGUCCAAGGGUCUAUUUGCUGGCCUCUCGCUUGACGGAACUAUUCUCGUUGAGCGCAGUGACGCAAACCGUGCUUUCUACGGCGCCAACAUCUCAUCGACCGACAUUCUGACCGGCCGUGUCCCUGCGCCUGAGAUUGCGUCGCCAAUGUACGACGUUAUUGAGGCUGCCGAAGGUCUCGACGACUCGCACCUUCCCGACCAGUCGUAUGUUCCCUCUAACCCAGUUGGCGGUACACAUGCUCAGGCUGGUGCCCCCGCCAGUGCUCCUCCCCCCACCGGCAACACGCCCCUGUUUGACUCUGAAGCCGCGCACAAGAAGUAGAGUUGGUUUCCUUCCGAGGUGCUGCCGACCCGAAAUUGAUUUCGGCACCCUCGAUCCCAUUACUGCUGGCCCCCGUUUUGCUGUCGCCUACGCGGCUUACCCUGUAUGCAAGUGUGCCGAUGGA